Prunus mume (Japanese apricot) is the source of this 3780-nucleotide messenger RNA. Its product is annotated as protein unc-13 homolog. The record is from RefSeq and is a predicted model, not a curated record. NCBI's taxonomy places the organism in Eukaryota, Viridiplantae, Streptophyta, Magnoliopsida, Rosales, Rosaceae.
UUCCUCUCUCUCUCUCUCUCUUUCAGAACCCGUUGCCGGAACUUCUGCUUGAAGCUACCAAACCCAACUCAACUCAACAGCGGUCAAAACUCGCCGUUUCACUUGCUUUCCUCCUCUACAUUUUUGAGUCCCGCGAUUCUCUCUCUCACUCAUUUAAGCUCAAUGCUCUGUUUGGUUGCUGGGAAAAACUGAGAGCAAGCUAUGCCACUCUGUGAAGCUUGAGUUUUCCUGUUUUGGGGUAUUUGUCAGGUAGCAGAGUUGGAAUAAUUUUCAGAUGGAAGAGGAGAAUGCGGUGGAGCUUUUGCAACGGUAUCGUCGGGACAGGCGAAUACUUCUGGAUUUUAUACUUGCCGGUAGCUUAAUAAAGAAGGUGAUAAUGCCUCCUGGUGCGGUUACCCUAGAUGAUGUGGAUCUAGACCAAGUCAGUGUUGAUUAUGUGCUCAAUUGUGCAAAGAAAGGUGGAAUGCUUGAACUCUCGGAAGCUAUUAGAGACUACCAUGACCAUACUGGGUUACCCCAGAUGAACAGUACAGGUUCUGCUGGUGAAUUCUUUUUGGUUACGAAUCCUGAGUUUUCCGGUUCUCCUCCAAAACGGGCACCACCACCUGUUCCGGACUUCGUGCCACCUCCUGUUCUAACUCCACCUCCUGGUGUCUUUUCAUCUAUUCCUGACCUUGACUCAUCUCCAGUUGCAUCAAGUGUGUCAAAGUCAGAAUCUUUUAACUACACACAAGCUCAAGAACUGACUGUAGAUGAUAUCGAAGAUUUCGAGGAUGAUGAUAUUGAUGAGGCUGACAGUCUCCGGAUUUCACGAAGGAUUCGAAACGAUGCUACUGAUCUUUCGCUUGGAUUGUCUUCUUUUAAGACAGGUAUCACAGAAGAUGAUCUCCGUGAAACUGCAUAUGAAGUCCUUUUGGCAUGUGCUGGUGCUGCAGGGGGUCUGAUUGUGCCGUCAAAAGAGAAAAAGAAAGACAAAAGGUCCAAGCUGAUGAGGAAACUUGGACGUAGUAGAAAUGAAAAUCCUUUGAGUCAGUCUCAACGAGCACCUGGAUUGGUUGGUUUGUUGGAGACCAUGCGUGUCCAGAUGGAGAUAUCUGAGGCCAUGGACAUCAGAACUAGACAAGGGCUGCUUAAUGCCCUAGCUGGAAAAGUGGGAAAAAGAAUGGAUGCCCUACUGGUUCCUCUGGAACUUCUCUGUUGUAUUUCACGAACAGAAUUUUCUGACAAGAAGGCGUAUAUACGGUGGCAGAAAAGGCAGUUGAAUAUGUUGGAGGAAGGGCUUCUUAAUUUCCCUGCUGUUGGAUUUGGGGAGUCUGGACGGAAGGCCAGUGAGUUUAGGAUUCUUUUAGCAAAAAUUGAAGAAUCUGAGUUUCUUCCAACUUCCCCGGGUGAACUCCAACGAACAGAAUGCUUAAGAUCUCUUCGAGAGAUUGCCACUCCACUUGCUGAGAGGCCUGCUCGUGGUGACUUAACUGGUGAAGUAUGUCACUGGGCAGAUGGUUAUCACUUGAACGUUAGACUGUAUGAGAAACUGCUUCUCAGUGUCUUUGAUAUGUUAGAUGAGGGAAAGUUGACUGAGGAAGUGGAAGAAAUACUCGAGCUUGUGAAGUCAACGUGGCGUGUUUUAGGAAUCACGGAGACCAUGCAUUACACUUGCUAUGCAUGGGUCUUAUUCCGUCAGCAUGUUAUUACAAGUGAGCAAGGAGUUUUAAAACAUGCCAUUGAACAGUUAAAGAAAAUACCAUUGAAGGAACAACGGGGACCACAAGAGAGGUUACAUUUGAAGAGUUUACAUUGUAGAGUUGAAGGCGAUCAGGGUCACCAAGAUUUAUCUUUCUUACAGUCCUUCUUGUUGCCCAUUCAGAAAUGGGCCGAUAAGCAGUUAGGAGACUACCAUCUGCACUUUUCUGAGGUGCCAGUUAUGAUGGAGAAUGUAGCAGCUGUUGCAAUGAUUGCUCAAAGGCUUCUAUUGGAGGAACCUGAAGCAGCAAUGAUGCAAUAUACAUCCAGCACAGAUCGAGAUCAGAUAGAAUCAUAUAUAUCAUCUUCUAUUAAGAAUGCAUUUACAAGGAUCUUACAGUCUGUUGAAAAAUCAGACUCAAAGCAUGAACAUCCUUUGGCAUUGCUUGCUGAAGAGACCAAGAAACUCUUAAAAAAAGAUACAACCAUGUUCAUGCCAAUUUUAUCCCAGAGGCAUCCACAAGCAACUUCUGUCUCAGCCUCACUCCUUCAUAGGCUUUAUGGCAACAAGUUGAAACCUUUUCUCGGUGUGGCUGAACAUCUGACCGAGGAUGUAAUAUCUGUAUUUCCAGCAGCUGAUAACCUUGAGCAGUACAUUAUGGAACUUAUUACGUCCAAUUGUGGAGAGGAAACUGCAGAUAUAUACUGUAGGAAACUAGCUCCAUACCAGAUUGGAUCCAUAUCUGGAACAUUGGUGAUGCGUUGGGUCAAUUCGCAACUUGGAAGGAUCUUAGGUUGGGUUGAACGGGCUGUUCAACAAGAGAGGUGGGACCCAAUAUCACCUCAACAGCGGCAUGGGAGUUCAAUAGUUGAAGUAUUUAGGAUUGUGGAGGAGACUGUCGACCAAUUUUUUGAUCUCAAAGUUCCAAUGAGGCCUACAGAAUUGAGUGGUUUGUUUCGUGGAGUUGACAAUGCUUUUCAAGUGUUCGCAAAUCAUGUCAUUGACAAGUUGGCUACCAAGGAAGAUUUAAUUCCACCUGUGCCCAUUCUUACAAGAUACAAGAAGGAAGUUGGAAUAAAGGCUUUUGUAAAGAAGGAACUAUUUGACCCUAGGCUGCCUGAUGAGAGAAGGUCUACUGAAAUUAGUGUUCGAACGACUCCAACACUUUGUGUUCAGUUAAAUACACUUUAUUAUGCAAUCAGUCAGCUGAAUAAGUUGGAAGAUAGCAUGUGGGAGCGAUGGACGAGGAAGAAACCCAGCCAAAAGUUUACCAAGAAAUCCAUCGAUGAGAAGUCAAAAAGUUUCACUCAGAAGGACACGUUUGAUGGGAGUAGAAAAGAUAUAAAUGCUGCUAUAGAUCAAAUUUGCGAGUUCACUGGAACUAAGAUUAUCUUCUGGGACUUGAGGGAACCAUUUAUUAACAACUUAUAUAAACCAAGUGUUUCUCUUUCUAGGUUCGAAGCAGUGUAUGAACCACUUGAUACGGAACUUAGUCAACUGUGUGCUAUAAUUGUGGAACCACUAAGGGAUCGCAUCGUGACAAGUCUCCUUCAAGCAACGCUGGAUGGUUUACUCCGUGUUGUAUUAGAUGGAGGCCCAUCACGAAUUUUCUCUUUGGGCGAUGCAAAGCUAUUAGAAGAAGAUUUGGAGGUCCUCAAGGAGUUUUUUAUCUCUGGAGGAGAUGGGCUUCCAAGAGGAGUUGUCGAAAAUCAGGUAGCACGUGUUCGAGAUGUAAUAAAGUUGCACAGCUAUGAGACUCGAGAACUGAUUGAGGACUUGAAGUCUUCCAGUGGCCUGGGCGUGCAGGGUGGUAGAAGCAAACUAGGGGCUGAUUCUAAGACUCUUGUGAGAAUCCUAUGUCACAGAGCUGAUUCGGAGGCCUCCCUUUUCCUUAAGAAGCAGUACAAGAUACCAAAGUCUACAGCUUAGGGAUUACCUUAGCUAUUCACAAGUCCACUGGAAAUGUAAAGCAGUAAAAUUUGUAUUCUGCUAGAAUGUGAUGUUUAUGUGUAUCAUGUCAGUUAUUUCAAGUGAAAGGCAAUCGAAUGUUGUAUUUAUGUUUGUCCAUUCUUUUUAAUGUACCCAUUUUACUUGUGCCC